UCCCUCUCUCUCUCGCCUUGCUUCUGGUGAUCUCUUCUUCUUGCACUUCCAGCCCUUCUUCUUUUUCUCUCCCUCUCUCUCUUAUCUCUCUUCCCCCCCCCCCCCUUCCCCCCACCUCUCUCUCUCUCUGCAGCUCUCUAUCCAGGAAUACAAUCACAAGGAUAUAUAUUACAGAUAUAUAAUAUUCCGCAUCAGCGGAAAUCAUCUCAGAUUGGGGCUUGAAUUUGCUCGUUUUGUCUGAAUUUGAGCUGGGAGGAAAGCCAAUUCGCCCUUCCAAAUGACUGUCUUGACUCCUGCCCCAAUUGAUCAAGAGGACGAGGAGAUGCUCGUCCCGCAUUCGGAUUUGGUCGAGGGUCCCCAGCCCAUGGAAGUUGUGGCACAAGGAGAGGCAGGCAAUGCUACUGAGAAUCAGCAAGUCGAGGACCCACAAUCAUCAAGGUUCACAUGGAGGAUUGAGAACUUUUCUAGGUUGAACGCAAAGAAGCUUUACUCGGAAAUUUUUGUUGUUGGUGGUUAUAAAUGGCGUAUUCUAAUUUUUCCAAAGGGAAAUAAUGUCGACCAUUUAUCCAUGUAUCUGGAUGUUGCAGAUUCAGCGACGUUACCAUAUGGGUGGAGUAGAUAUGCACAGUUUAGUUUAUCUGUAGUUAAUCAAAUUCAUAGCAAGUAUUCAAUCAGAAAAGACACACAACAUCAGUUCAAUGCCCGGGAAAGUGAUUGGGGUUUCACAUCUUUUAUGGGCCUUAGCGAUCUGUAUGAUCCUUGCAGAGGUUAUCUUCUGAACGACACAUGUAUAGUUGAAGCUGAGGUUAUUGUUCGUAGGGUUGUUGAUUACUGGGCAUAUGAUUCAAAGAAGGAAACUGGUUUUGUUGGAUUGAAGAAUCAAGGAGCAACUUGUUACAUGAACUCUCUCCUUCAGUUCCUCUAUCACAUUCCUUACUUUAGGAAGGCCGUCUAUCACAUGCCUACUACAGAGAAUGAUAUACCAUCUGCAAGCAUCCCUCUGGCUUUGCAGAGCUUAUUUUACAAACUCCAAUAUAGUGACAGCAGUGUUGCCACCAAAGAUCUUACCAAAUCCUUUGGAUGGGACACAUAUGAUUCUUUCAUGCAGCAUGACGUGCAAGAACUUAAUAGAGUUCUGUGUGAAAAGCUUGAAGACAAAAUGAAGGGAACUGUCGUGGAGGGCACUAUACAGCAAUUAUUUGAAGGACAUCAUAUGAACUACAUAGAAUGCAUCAAUGUGGACUAUAAAUCUACUAGAAAGGAGUCUUUUUAUGAUCUUCAGCUUGAUGUCAAAGGUUGCCGUGAUGUGUAUGCGUCUUUUGACAAGUAUGUGGAGGUUGAACGUCUUGAAGGUGAUAACAAAUAUCAUGCUGAGCAAUAUGGUUUGCAGGAUGCUAAAAAGGGUGUCUUGUUCAUUGAUUUCCCUCCCGUCCUUCAGCUUCAGCUGAAACGGUUUGAAUAUGAUUUUAUGAGGGACACUAUGGUGAAGAUUAAUGAUCGUUAUGAGUUUCCUGUGCAACUUGAUCUUGAUCGAGAAAAUGGAAAAUACUUGUCACCAGAUGCUGAUAGGAGAGUUCGAAACCUCUACACACUUCACAGUGUUCUAGUCCAUAGUGGUGGUGUCCAUGGUGGACAUUAUUAUGCCUUUAUACGACCAACUCUUUCUGACCAGUGGUAUAAAUUUGAUGACGAACGGGUGACAAAAGAAGAUAUUAAGAGGGCUUUGGAGGAGCAAUAUGGUGGUGAAGAAGAGUUACCACAGACAAACCCAGGAUUCAAUAAUACACCUUUUAAAUUCACUAAGUAUUCAAAUGCGUACAUGUUGGUGUACAUACGUGAAAGUGACAAGGAGAAAGUAAUUUGUAAUGUGGAUGAGAAGGACAUUGCUGAACAUCUCAGGGAAAGAUUGAAAAGAGAGCAAGAAGAAAAAGAGAUCAAGAAGAAAGAAAAAGCUGAGGCUCACCUUUAUACCAUCAUCAAGGUUGCACGAGAUGAAGAUCUUGUGGAGCAAAUUGGAAGAGAUAUAUAUUUUGAUCUUGUGGAUCAUGACAAAGUUAGGAGCUUUCGUAUUCAGAAGCAGAUGCCUUUUAACCUUUUUAAGGAGGAGGUUGCUAAAGAGUUUGGCAUACCUGUGCAAUUUCAGCGGUUUUGGCUAUGGGCAAAGCGCCAAAACCAUACAUAUCGACCCAAUCGACCUUUGACACAUCUAGAGGAAACACAAACAGUUGGACAGUUGAGGGAGGUAUCCAAUAAGGUUCACAAUGCAGAACUGAAGUUAUUUUUAGAAGUGGAGUUUGGACUGGAUUUAAGGCCUAUUCCUCCACCUGAUAAGACAAAAGAUGAUAUUUUACUUUUUUUCAAGCUUUAUGAUCCUGAGAAAGAAGAGCUACGUUAUGUUGGAAGGCUUUUUGUAAAGGCUAUGGGUAAGCCAACAGAAAUUUUAACAAAUCUAAAUGAAAUGGCUGGCUAUGCCCCUGAUGAAGAGAUUGACCUUUAUGAGGAGAUAAAGUUUGAACCACAAGUCAUGUGUGAACCCAUUGACAGGAAAUUCACAUUUCGGUCAAGCCAGCUUGAAGAUGGUGAUAUUGUUUGUUUCCAAAAAUCUCUUCCAGUUGACGUUGGUGAUCGAUUCCGCUACCCUGAUGUCCCCUCAUUCUUAGAAUAUGUGCGCAAUCGCCAGGUUGUUCACUUCCGAGCCCUUGAAAAGCCCAAGGAGGAUGAUUUCUGUUUAGAGUUGUCAAAGCUUCAUACAUAUGAUGAUGUUGUUGAACGGGUAGCUCGCCAGCUUGGUUUGGAUGAUCCAUCCAAAAUCAGGCUUACCUCUCAUAACUGUUACUCGCAGCAACCCAAACCCCAGCCCAUUAAGUACCGUGGGGUGGACCAUUUGUCAGAUAUGCUGGUUCACUACAAUCAGACUUCUGAUAUAUUGUACUAUGAAGUAUUGGACAUACCACUGCCAGAGUUGCAAGGCCUGAAGACUCUUAAAGUAACUUUUCACCAUGCUACAAAAGAUGAAGUGUCCAUUCACACUAUUAGACUGCCAAAACAAAGCACUGUGGGUGAUGUUAUUAAUGAACUUAAGACCAAGGUUGAAUUGUCUCACCCGAGUGCAGAACUCAGACUACUUGAAGUUUUCUACCAUAAGAUUUAUAAGAUCUUUCCUUCCAGUGAAAAAAUUGAGAACAUAAACGAUCAGUAUUGGACCCUACGAGCAGAAGAGAUUCCGGAAGAAGAGAAAAAUCUCAGUCCUCAUGAUCGCUUGAUUCAUGUAUAUCACUUCACAAAAGAGACCGCUCAGAAUCAGAUGCAGCAGAUUCAAAACUUUGGAGAACCAUUUUUCUUGGUCAUACAUGAAGGUGAGACUUUAGCUGAGGUGAAAGAGCGAAUACAGAAGAAGCUGCAAGUUCCAGAUGAGGAAUUUGUUAAGUGGAAAUUUGCAUUUCUUUCUCUAGGUCGACCAGAGUAUCUUCAGGACUCUGACAUAGUCUCCAGUCGCUUUCAGAGAAGAGAUGUUUAUGGUGCUUGGGAGCAGUAUCUUGGACUGGAGCACUCUGACAAUGCUCCUAAAAGGGCUUAUGCAGCUAAUCAGAACCGGCACGCAUUCGAAAAGCCAGUGAAAAUCUACAACUAAAUGAAUGCAUUGAUGUUUUGCAAUAUGCUCAACCUGUUUAAUCACCAAGUCCUUUGUUGCAAUACAAGAGCUGGAAAAUAGUUAAGAAGAACAGAUGUUUUGGAAGCACAAUAGGAAAAGGCGGGAUGCCUGGGUGUCGACUUUGGUAGGUAUGUAAUUUCCUCUGAUGCCCAGGGCAUGAGUUAUCCAAAAUGUACCGUGUAUCUUCUUGUAUCGAACAACCAUGAGUUCUACAACUUCCUGUUAGUUCACCGGUGAUUGGUUGGCGGCCGUGCGUCCUCAGUUUAGUUAGUGUACUUGUGGGCGGUACAGAAACAAAGAUUUUGAACUAGGGAAUGUAUACGAAAUACAGUUGGGGGUGGGUUGCCAUUUUUCUCCUGGUUCAUAUGUUUGGGAAAUGGGGUUUGCUUAAUGGUUUUGCCCUUUUUUUCUGGGGCAUCCUUUUAGGAUUUUGUGCAAAGUUGAAAACUCUCCAACCUGUGGUUAGAAAGAAGGGACUGCAGAUUCUGAUUCUUAUGAUAGGCGGCGGCGGCGGUAAAGGGUGGUGUCAUAAUUUUUUAUUUCAGUGAUGAUCUGAUCUCUUUGGAAGUCUUCUGAACUCCUCCUCAUUGCAGGCUUUUUCCAUUCUACCAAAAGAAGAGAUCAUUGAACAGUCGAUUGUUUUGUUAAUUUGUUUAUAUUUUGGAAGUUGGAACCCAGUAUUUGCAGGAAGAGCCUGUGCUUGUAGCUUCAACACAAAUUUGGUGCAAUUUAAUAAAAGGCAGAGCUGAUGGGGUAA
This is a messenger RNA of Diospyros lotus (date-plum), 4409 nucleotides long. RefSeq names its product ubiquitin C-terminal hydrolase 13-like. The coding region runs from base 278 to 3631 and encodes 1117 amino acids. Gene Ontology annotation, biological process: protein deubiquitination; regulation of protein stability. Gene Ontology annotation, cellular component: cytosol; nucleus. The transcript has 32 exons. Gene Ontology annotation, molecular function: cysteine-type deubiquitinase activity; cysteine-type endopeptidase activity; protein binding. Lineage: Eukaryota; Viridiplantae; Streptophyta; Magnoliopsida; Ericales; Ebenaceae. The record is from RefSeq and is a predicted model, not a curated record.